This is a messenger RNA of Arabidopsis arenosa, 1860 nucleotides long. The record is from the annotation of a GenBank genome assembly. Lineage: Eukaryota; Viridiplantae; Streptophyta; Magnoliopsida; Brassicales; Brassicaceae.
AAAUCUCGGCUUCGCACGCACGACACAACUCCGCACGUGCCGAGUUUGCUGACUUGUUGGAGCCUAUAUCAUCGAGUUGUUGCUCGUCGUCUUCGUCUGGGGAAGAGGAUAAGGCGGCGGCGAAUAUGACGGAGAUGGAGGCGGCAGAGGCAUUGGCGGAUUUAGCGCAGCUUGCGAUAAUGCGAGAGCAGGUUUUCGAAUCCGCGGCGAGUUGGGGAAGUAAAGGGAAACGAGUGAGGAAGCGAGUCAAGACUGAGUCUCCUCCGUCUGACUCGCUUUUGAAAGCACCUGACUCUGAAACGUUACCUACUCCGGAUCUAGCUGAGGAACGAUUAGUGAAAGAAGAAGAAGAAGAAGAAGAAGAAGUUCAACCAAUAAUAACUAAAGAACUAACUAAAGCUCCGGUUAAAACUGAAAUGAAUGGUGAAACACCUAAACCAAAUCUUGCUUCGACUCUAAGGUGUACUAGUAGAUCAAAUGGCUGUGGCCGAUCGAGGCAGAAUUUAAGUGAGGCUGAAAGAGAAGAACGUAGAAUCCGUAGAAUUUUAGCUAACAGAGAAUCUGCCAGGCAGACAAUUCGGCGAAGACAGGCAAUGUGUGAGGAGUUGAGUAAAAAAGCAGCUGAUCUGACAUAUGAGAAUGAGAAUUUGAGGAGGGAAAAGGAUUGGGCUUUGAAAGAGUUUCAGUCUUUGGAGACGAUUAACAAGCAUUUAAAGGAACAGGUAUCGAAGUCAGUGAAACCCGAUACAAAAGAACCUGAAGAAUCGACCAAACCAUCACAAGUUGAUAUGUCUACUUCAUCUACUCCGUUUUACUUCUACAACCAGAAUCCAUAUCAGCUUUUCUGCUGGCCUCAUGUUACUCAAUCAUCAAAUCCAACGAUAUCGCCACUUGAAUUCGCCACAUCGGGAGGAGCUUCUGCUAAAACUAUGACAUCGCAGGAGCAUGAAAAUCCUGCAGAUGAUAAUGGGCAAAAAACUCAUUUUUACGUUGUACCUUGCCCUUGGUUUCUCCCUCCUCCUGAUCAGAGCAACGGUGUUCCCUUCGGGCUUCAAAGUACACAAAGAGGUACUUUUUCAAACGGGCACCAUAUCGAUGAUUCUUCUGCAAGACCGAUAGAGGUCACAGAAACUCCACGGUCCCAUCUACCAACUAGAAUCAAAGAAGAGGACUCUGGUUCACCCGAAACCAGACCUUUAUAUGAUCUCAACGAAUCUGCAACUGAAGUCCUCUCAGAAGGAGGAGAUGGUUUUCCUGUAACGCAACAAGAUUAUAAUUUUAAUCAUGAAGAUGUUUCUGAGACAACUAAUGGAGUUACACUGAUGCCGCCUGGUCACCAUGUUUUGAUUUCUCUACCGGGGAAAAAGCAAGGAUCUUUGGCUGCAGCGGAAGCGAGAAAGAGACGGAAAGAACUCACAAGGCUCAAGAACCUCCAUGGCCGUCAAUGUCGGAUGCAAGUCGGAUAACUCAUAUAUUCUUCAUCUUACCAGUUAAAACACUAAAGGUACUUCAUGAUCCCUUUCUUUUUGUCCGGGGCAUUUUCGCAUUGUUUCGGCUUUCUUACUGAAACACCAAAACAAGAGUCAUACUCAUCCACCAAACAAAAGUUGGAUUAUUGUUAUACUUAUCCAAGAUUAGUAUUCGGGAGUUUCUGUUUUGUUUUUUUACAAGGUAAUAGCAAAUGUUGUACCAUUGUAAGAUUUAGAGUUAUUUGGCACAGAGUUAAAAGUGCCAUUUUGUAAGAUCAUCCGGAAUCUGUUUGCUUCUCGCUUGAAGUUCCGUUCCGGGCUUGAUCAGUUCUAUAACAUAUUUCAGGGUUUGUUCCCUUUUUUGACCGCAGAAUCAAAAAGUUCUUCAAUU